Molecule: messenger RNA, 1513 nt
Organism: Ceratosolen solmsi marchali
Lineage: Eukaryota; Metazoa; Arthropoda; Insecta; Hymenoptera; Agaonidae
Exons: 7
Coding region: 369-1490 (373 amino acids)
Source: RefSeq, a predicted model, not a curated record
GUAAUUAUCAAUUGCCUCUUAUUAAUUUUAUUAAAUAUCAUCCAAGUGUAGAAGGGGGAUAUCCAAGUACAUGCACGUAGCCGUCACGCGUUCGACGAGUGUCUAACCCCUGGUGGCUGAUAAAAAUGUAACAAACAACGAAGCCGGGAUACGAACGUCUUAUUUCUUCUGCAAAGUCCGCGUCGCGAUCUCCUCGUUCGCGCUUAGCUUUCACCUCCGGAUCAGCAUCGGAAGCGACCAGGCCUUUACAAUCACGAAGAGGCAAACACAAUCAGCGAGAUUAAGUGUGAAAUUUACGUUCGCGAUCUACGGCUGAGACAAGCGUGUAAAGGUCAAGAGCUUCAAUAAACGAUUAAAGUAAUUGAAAGAUGGAUAAGCAACAUCGUCCCAACCAAGUAACAACAGAGUACAAGAGAUAUCCAUUGCCAAAAAAAGUGGAUGAGUCAAAGGUUGCAAUCGUCUCGGCAAUGAGCACCACCGACGUCAUAAUAUCCACAACGAAAUUGGAAGUCAAGAAUGAUUUUGAAAAAGGCAAAGACAAUAAUAAUGAUCUGAUUAAAGAAAAUCAGCAACGCACAGUCGAGAAAGUAGCCCCACAGAUUGAGAAGCCAAAAAAGAUUCCAGUUAUCGAACAAUCAGUGAAGUACGAGCCAGUAAGGACAGCGGUUCCUCGCACGCGACCACCAAUGCCGACUCCCGACCUCGAGGGUCGUCCCGUGGUAUUGGCGACUCAUCUGGUGCCAUCGUUGCCGAUAGGCCUCUUCGAGGUUCUCGCCGAGGCCAUCGAGGCUGCCACUGGCAAGGCAGUGGUUCUCCUUCAUGAGUCCAGAUACGACCGGCCCGUGGCAAAGGAUGUCGCCGAUAUCGCAAUUUUGCCAGCUGGAGAACAGUGGGAAGAUGGCAAUUUGUUACCCGUAAGCUUUGUUUUUGAACAUCGUUUGAACAAAAACUUCUCCCCGGGCGUUUAUGCGGACGUUGUUGUUGCAACAGAUCGAGCACCCCACGUUGAAAAUAUAAUGGAUCUCCGAGGUCAUAGAUGCGCUUUGCCGGAUCGACGAAGAACGAUUGGAGCAGCGACAUUGCUUUUCAAUCAUUUAAGAGCUAAAGGGGAAGGGCCUGCCUUCUUUGGAAAUACUUUAGAUGCACAUUCCCAAGUAUCAGCAUUACAAAUGGUGGCUGGAAAACAAGUUGAAGUUUGCAUACUCGAAUCACCGGUCAUACGAUUUCACAGAAAAUCUUUACCAGGCGUUUAUUCUCUACACAUUUUGAGCAGUUUAGGUCCACUACCACCAUACCCAAUUAUGGUUAAUAAAAAUAUGUCGACUGCUAUUGUUAAUAAAAUCAAAGAAUAUUUACUGAAGAUUCGUCAUGAUACCGAAUGGAUAGAGAAGUUUGCGCCUUAUAGUGUUUUAGGUUUUACGGAGUACACUAAAAGUCUCUACGACGUACAAGAAAUAAAAUCUGUAGCAACCAGUGCUCCAUACUAUUGAAAGUAAAAAAUCUUUCAUUAAUU